Corylus avellana is the source of this 1930-nucleotide messenger RNA. RefSeq lists its product as uncharacterized. NCBI's taxonomy places the organism in Eukaryota, Viridiplantae, Streptophyta, Magnoliopsida, Fagales, Betulaceae. Gene Ontology annotation, cellular component: plasma membrane. The record is from RefSeq and is a predicted model, not a curated record. Gene Ontology annotation, molecular function: protein binding.
GCCAAAAACCCAGAUUCAGAAAAGUUUCCGACUUGAAGUUCCUCUGGUUCCUCCUUUGGUUGGAGUUUCUUCAGUUUUCACAUUCACAGGUGAAGGAUGGAUAGAAGGCUUGUUGAAGAAGAGAAAAUGAUUGCAGAACUCUAUGAAGCCUCACGGAAUGGGUGUGUAAGCACCUUGACCACUUUGAUCCAAAGGGAUGUUCGCAUUCUCGAUAGAGUUUCACUCACAUCCUUUAGUGAGACCCCCUUACACUUAGCCGCUUUGCAUGGCCACCUUGAAAUUAGUAGACUUAUUCUUAGCAAGAAACCUACACUUGCAAAAGAGGUGGACUCGCUAGGACGAACCCCGCUUCAUCUGGCUUCUGCUGAGGGUCACACUGAGAUAGUAAAAGCAUUGUUGCAAGCAAAUACAACUGUUUGCUUAGCUUUUGAUCAGCAUGAGAGAAUUCCUCUCCACUUUGCUGUAAUGAGAGGGCGAAUAGAGAUUAUAGAAGACUUAAUUAGAGCUCAACCAGAGUCCAUAAGGAAGAAUCUCAAUGGUGAGAGUGUAUUGCACUUGUGUGUUCAAUAUAAUCACCAGGAUGCUCUAGAACGGCUAGUGAAGUUGGCUGAUUGCGAUGAACUCCUCAAUUCCAAAGACCAUGAUGGCAACUCCUUAUUGCAUUUAGCUGUGAUGCUCAAGCAAAUGAAGGCCAUAAAAUAUCUACUUUCAAUACCUGCAAUUAAAAGAGAUGCUAAAGCCACAAACAAGCUUGGCUACACAGCUUCAGAUGUCUUAGAUGCCUGUGAUGUCUGUUCAAGAGAUUUUAAAUAUUUUGAAAUCCAAAAAAUUCUAAACGAAGCUGGCGUGAGAAGAUCAAAGGGUCUAAAUUCUUCCCUACCACCGACACCGAGUAGUACUAGUGUUGAUGGAGCACAACAAUCUCAAUCAGGGUUUAAGACAUGGUGGGGGUGUGUUCUUUCGUCAUUAGGUAAACGCUUGAAGCGCCAGGGAAAUUGGAUGGAGGAAACACGUGGCACAUUGAUGCUAGUGGCUACUGUGAUGGCAACCAUGGCUUUUCAAGCUGGGAUCAGCCCACCAGGUGGCGUUUGGCAACAAAAUAUAUCCAACUCCACGGAGGGUUUCACCUGUAGCAACCAAACUGUAUGUGAAACAGGCAAAGCAGUUUUAUCAUAUUCUGAUCCAGAUGAUACAUACAUAUUGUUCUUAUAUUUCAAUAGCACCUCGUUCUUUGCAUCUUUGGGCGUCAUACUUUUGGUUAUUACUGGAUUUCCUGUUAGGAGCAACUUUUUUAUAUGGCUUUUGACAUCAGCCAUGCUUACCUCAGUCGUGUCCACGGCACUUACCUAUUCAGUGGCAGUGAGUCUUGUAACCUCAAAAGACCUUCGUGAAAGAUUUGCUUCAUGGGGCUCGAAAUUAGUAUAUGUUUGGUACGGAUUGGUUGCGAUUGCUAUUGUGAUUCACAUAAUUCGCCUACUGCAUUGGAUGGUGAAGAAGUUGAUUCAAAUAAUUCGCCUACUCUAUUGGAUGGUGAAGAAGUUGAUUGACAUAAUUCUCCAACUGAUCUCUUGGAUGUUGAAGAUGUUCUGUAAUUUCAUACACAAGUUAACAAGGAGUGCAACAGAAGACCGAGCUAAUGUCUAAGAGGAAAAAUGUCAUUAUCAGAAUUUCUGUUUAGCUUGGAAUAUGAACAGAAUUGAAGGAAAAAUGAUUGGCCUUGUGAUGUAGAUUGGAAUUCAAGGCUUAUCUUAUCUUAUCUUAUCUUUUAGUCUUUUAUUAGGUUUCUUUAUUAGUCUUUUAUUAUAUCUUAUCUUUCAGUCUUUAUUUGAAUUAGGUUUCUUUGUUAGUCUUUUAUUUGGUUUAGUUGUCUUUCGUAGACUUCUAAAUUAACUUUAUUUCAUUGUUAUUUUAGGGCUAGGAGUCUUGGGCU